Molecule: messenger RNA, 2298 nt
Organism: Acanthosepion pharaonis
Lineage: Eukaryota; Metazoa; Mollusca; Cephalopoda; Sepiida; Sepiidae
Source: the annotation of a GenBank genome assembly
AUGAGCGGCCAUCUUUUUUCUUUUUUCUUUGAAUUCUUUACAUUCGAUGAACGUGCGAAGUCUCUUUACUUCCAUUUUUUCUUUUCUUUUCCUUUUAUUCCCUUUUUCUCUCCACUGUCUUUUUUUAUUAUUAUUUUAUUACGACGAUACUUUUAUUUUCAGUUGUUUUCUUUCCUAAAUAAUUCUUGCUUUUCCUUUCUUUAUCUUCUUUUUCUGUUUUCUUUUACUUUUCCUUUCUUUUUUGUUCUUUUCUUUUUCUUUUCUUUCUCUUUCUUUUCAGUUUCCAUCUCAUUCUCUGCGUUCAUUCUUUCUUUGUCUUUUUUCUUUUGCGUUCUUUUUCUUUCCUUUAUUCUUUCUCUUUCCUUUCUUUAUUCUAUUUAUUUUUCUCUUUAUUAUUAUUAUCAUUAUAUUUAUCAUUAUUUAUUUAUUUAUAAUGUUUAUUUUCAUCUAUCCUCUUUCUCUUCUCUUAUUCUCUUUUUUUUUCUUUUUCGUUUUCUUUCCUUUCUUUUUAUUCUUCCCUUUAAAAUAUUUUCCUUCUUUCAGCAUUCCUAUUAUUGCUGUUUUCCCUAUUUCUACUCCGUCUUUUAUGACAACAAUGCUCUCAGUCGAAAAAACAACAAUUCUCAAAUGGCGUCUCGACCUAUUUUCUCUCUUUUCACAUUUGUCUUCUUCAAAACUCCCCCUCCCCAUGCCCCACCCUUUUUUUUCCCCCAAUUCUUUUCUUUAUUCGCUGCAAUCUUCAACCACUUCCCUUGCGCAAGUUGCAGCUCGAGGAUGUUGGUAUUAAAAAUCACCCACAGAAGGUGUCCUGCAUUCCGCUUCCUGCAGAAAUGGUAUUAUCUUGACGAGUACACACCUUGCCAACCGACUUGUGGUAACAGCUCGCAGCAACGACUGGUCGAAUGUGUCGAGGAAAACACGCAACAACCAGACCAGCACAUUUUCUACGCAGUCCCGGGCAAGUUCUGUAUGGGCCCAAUGCCCCAGAUGCUAAAGUCUUGUACCAGCGCCGAUACAUGCCAAGCUAUCUGGGGGUUAAGUCCUUGGGAAAAGUGCUCUGUAACCUGUCAUGGUGGUAUCCAGAGACGAACAAUCACGUGUCAGAAGACAUUACCGGACGGAAGCACAGUCAGCGUCAGUGACACUGAAUGCGCGGACAUACCCCGCGCACGCUCUGUUCGAGUUUGCAACUCUUUCCCGUGCCAGUGGCCCAAAAUACGCGAACCAGUGUGGAAAUUCUUCCAGCUGACUCAGUUGGACCACGUCAACCUGUUCACCGGCUCCCAGGCUUAUAUUCUACCUGGAACCGCGCUCCACAUACGCUGUCUAACCAGAGGAAUCGAUCGAAAUUCGAUCAUGUGGCUGAGAAACAACCAAUCGAUGGACACGAACAGCUCAGACGUGAACCAGCCAACGUACAAGUCGCGUCAGAGAAUCUUCAUCCGGACGUUUUACAACGUUUCAGGCUCUAUGAACUACACGUGCAAAACGGAAACCUUCCACAACAAUGUCACCAAUGUUUUGUCUUCGACACUGACCGUCUACUUCAUCAAUCUUGCUGAUAUCUUGCCAGCUAAAGACGAACGGGGGCUCUACCUCCCCAGUGUGCCUUCAUUGCCUUACCCACGAGUGACGGACCCUUAUGAUAAAGUGAGGAGGAGGGUUCAAUAUGUCCCGAGUAAGUGGUCGCCGUGCACAGCCCGGGUUUGCAAAAGAUAUGGACGCCAGGAACGUAACGUGUCCUGUGAAAUCAUCACCAGUCAAUAUAUCGAGGAGUUACCGCCAGUUGUGUGUAAAAAGGCCAAUUUGAAACGACCAGAAAAAAUACGAAAAUGUCGGACCGAUUGUUUUAAAUGGAUUACAUAUGAUUGGUCGAAAUGCAUUCCCCGGCGCUGUGUUCGGGAUUAUGUCUCCAUACAAAAGCGACGAAUCGUUUGCUACAACAGCAUGACACGCAAGAUUACUAGACGGCGUUACUGCAAGCACUUAAAGACGCCCCCAUUGCAACGUGAAUGCCACACACCUUUAUGUGAAUCAUAUUGGAAAACUUCAGCUUGGAGCAAGUGUCGAGGAAAAUGUGGAGACUUGAGUUAUCAGAUUCGAUUUUAUUGGUGCCAUUGGAGAAAAACCGACCUAUUUGCCGAGAAAAACUGUAACCUAAAGCCUCGACCCAUGAUGAAAAGAGCAUGCCGAGUACCUCCAUGUAAACUCGGUAAGUUCAGACAGAAUAUUAUUUUGAAUAUAAAAACAAUUUGUUUGAUCCUUACAGGGGAUAUUUCGACACUCUUCUAUAAAUAA